Molecule: messenger RNA, 1609 nt
Organism: Doryrhamphus excisus (bluestripe pipefish)
Lineage: Eukaryota; Metazoa; Chordata; Actinopteri; Syngnathiformes; Syngnathidae
Gene: sdf2
Product: stromal cell-derived factor 2
Source: RefSeq, a predicted model, not a curated record
UUGUUAAUAAUAACACGACCGCGGGCGAGCAUCGCGAUCGGACUUACACGUCUCACCGCGAGGUAAUGCUCCGUCAAUAUGUACAGUAAUUUGGUGGUUGUGCAGUGUUUAGAGUCGGGCUGUUGUACUUGGAAAAGAUGGCCGAGCGGCGUGAUGACAAUUCCGGGAUGCAGUAACACUUCCAGACACUUUAGCAGCACGACUCUGCCCCCUGCUGUUUACUUUGCGCUGAACAAACUAACUAAAAAUGUAUAGGGAUCGAUAUUGUAGUCCCUUUGUUUACAAUUCUUAUCAUAUCAAAAUAGAAAAUACAGUAAUUUUACUUUAGGGACCAUUUUAAUAACAGACAGCAUAUACCAACGUACCCAGUGCAGGAUCCCCUCCGCGCCAAGAGGGGCGCUGUGAGGCCACUGCAACCUCAGCGCGCUACGAUGACGUCGCAUAGUGUGACGUCAGCACAGCAGUGGUAAUGGAUGCGUUUAAUGUUGCUCUUCUUUCGCACACUUUACUGUGUAUUUUAUUGUCUUUAGCGUUUUUAUCGCGGACCUGUCUCGGCACGGAGCUGAGUUUCGUGACAUGCGGCUCUGUCAUCAAACUUUUAAACGUAAAACACAACGUGAGGCUGCAUUCUCAUGACGUACGCUACGGCUCCGGAAGUGGACAGCAGUCAGUGACAGGCGUCAUCAGCAUGGAGGACAGCAACAGCUACUGGAGCGUGCGCGGGACUCGUGACGCGGUCUGCCAACGAGGCAACGCAAUCAAGUGCGGUCAGACCAUCAGACUGACGCACGUCAACACGGGGAGAAACCUGCACAGCCAUUACUUCACCUCGCCACUCUCCUCCAACCAGGAGGUGAGCGCGUUCGGCGAGGAGGGCGAAGGAGACCACCUGGACGAGUGGAGCGUGGAGUGUGGCGGGUCAGUAUGGAAGCGCCAGGAAGCGGUCCGCUUUCGCCACAAGGCCACUGAAGCGCUGUUGUCGGUGACGGGGGAGCAGUACGGCCGACCCAUCCAUGGUCAGAAAGAGGUCCACGCCAUGUCCAGCAGCACUCAGCACAGCUUGUGGAAGGCCAUGGAGGGCAUCUUCAUCAAGCCCACCGAGGCCAUGCCAGGCCAGAACCACCACUACAUGCACACGGAGCUCUGAACUUUGUCAGUAAUGGCGACAUGUUGCAGAUGCUAUUCUUCUCUUCCUCAACCCUCCCUUUCUUCUCCCAGCUUCUUCUACUGAGGAAGCUCAGUCACUCACUUCCUGUUUCUGGACUUUCUGUCUUGGAGACCAGAGCAAACGUGCUGUGACAUCAUCACAACUACUUCCUGCUGAGGGGAACGUGUGCCUUGUUCUGCUCUUUGUAGUAAACACAUAUUUAUGGAACAACAGCAACAACAACAAGCAACUCUUUAUUUUUUACCAUGGACUAAAUUAUCUCUGCAGACGUACGCACACGCACACACAGACACACACACACACACACACACAAUUUUGACAUAGCAUUACAGGACCCGAUGCUAUUUGUUGUUCAGUGUUGCCCAGCCAUGCUGUACAAAAUAAAAAUGCCACACGUGGAACAAAACCGACAAUAAAUACCUCAAAUUCGAAAACAGAGAA